Erigeron canadensis is the source of this 1291-nucleotide messenger RNA. Its product is annotated as basic leucine zipper 9. NCBI's taxonomy places the organism in Eukaryota, Viridiplantae, Streptophyta, Magnoliopsida, Asterales, Asteraceae. The transcript has 6 exons. Gene Ontology annotation, biological process: regulation of DNA-templated transcription. The record is from RefSeq and is a predicted model, not a curated record. Gene Ontology annotation, molecular function: DNA-binding transcription factor activity. Bases 134 to 1072 code for a protein of 312 amino acids.
AAUCUUUAUCAAAUCCUUAAUGGUGAAGAAACACAUAAAGAUCCAAUCUUUUUCCAUUAAUAUAUAUGGGUCUUCUUUAAUUCAUUCAUUUCACUAAUACCCACAAAUUAUUUCAUCAUCAAAAUCAAUUAUCAUGAAUCAUAAUAAUAAUUUCAAUAACAAAAAACAAGAACCAUUUAAUGCGCCUUCUAUAAUGAGUGGAACUUUGUAUGAAUAUGAUAUUUAUGAGUAUUUAAAACAACCAGUUGGAGAUGAUUCCGAUCACCGGACUACUCAUCAUGUUGCCGGAGAUAUAUUCUCCGGCGUCGGCGAUGGUGGUCAAUUUGGAAACAUAGAUAAUUUAUAUAGGUUUUCAAGUGGUGGAAUAGCGGGAGACCCUUUAUGGCCCCAAAAUCUUACUCCGAAGAACUCUGGUGUCACGGUGAUUAUGGACUCCCAAUCCUCGAUAUGUGCUGAGAGUCCCACUUCAGAUAACAAACCUGGUAACAAUGUGAUUGGGGCGACUAGUGAGGAUGAACAGACGGAUGAUGAAAUCGAAGCUGGUCAAUGUGUACAGAGUAACGACCAAAUGGAUGUUAAGCGGAUUAAAAGGAUGGUUUCAAACAGAGAAUCUGCUAGGCGCUCAAGGAGAAGAAAACAAGCUCAUUUAACUGAUCUUGAGCAACAAGUGGAACGACUGCGAGAAGAGUAUGGAACGUUGUUCAAGCAACUCACCAAUGCUAGUCAACAAUUCAAAGAUGCAUCAACCAACAACAGAGUGCUCAAGUCAGAUGUGGAAGCCUUGAGAGCUAAGGUGAAGCUGGCUGAAGAUAUUGUUGCUAGGGGCUCAUUAACAUCAAGCCUUAGUCACCUCAUUCAGAACCAUUUAACCACUCCCCAAUUGUUCAACAGUCAAACCAUGUCUAGAAUGGGCAACGUCUCUCCAACCAUAACCGUACGUGGUGAUGACCAUGGUCCCCACCCAGGUGUAGCCCUACCGGGUCAACACGUGAUGGGUGGACUGGGGAUUAAUACUGAUGCUGGAAGCUGUGUAACUGACAUAUGGCCUUUGGAUACUCAUAGUACCAUUUGAACAUAAAAUCAACGGGUUUGGUGCUUUAGAACACUCUCGUAAACUAUCCCUGUUAUCUAUUUUCAUAGCUCUGCCGUAAUUUAUGUACUACUUAUAUGAUUUGAAUGCUGUGGCAAAAUCUUGAUAUGAUAUAGCUCUGUAUUAGAUUUGAAUUAUGAUAUGAUUGUGUAUGGACUCGAAAGGCAUAUGCUCUUAUAUUAGUCUAAAUUCUAUGCUGAA